Messenger RNA from Patella vulgata (common limpet), 1922 nucleotides. RefSeq names its product multiple epidermal growth factor-like domains protein 10. Gene Ontology annotation, molecular function: scavenger receptor activity. The record is from RefSeq and is a predicted model, not a curated record. NCBI's taxonomy places the organism in Eukaryota, Metazoa, Mollusca, Gastropoda, Patellidae. The transcript is spliced from 7 exons. Bases 474 to 1805 code for a protein of 443 amino acids.
AGAGAUUACAAGGAUUUGAGAUAAAGAUAAGUUCUAAUGGUCAGUGUAGUAAUACAGGAUUUACAUCAGCUACAUCAUGUUAUAAAGAUACACCACCAACAAUACAAGAUAUAUAUACAAUAGAUAGAUGUAAUCAACCUACAUCAACUAGUAUAUCUGCUAGAACAGUAUAUGUUACUGUGACUGAAGUAGUUACUUUAUGUGAAGUUCAGAUAUUUUCUGACACAUCCACCAAUGUAGCUCUUCGUCAACAAUUAGUACAGCAGAGUUCUACAAACUAUGGUGCUGAUGCUUCUAGAGCUGUAGAUGGUAAUACUGAUAGUGAUUAUGAUAAUGGUCAAUCAUGUACUCAUACAAUAGAAGGACGGUCUGGUUGGUGGUGUGUUGAUUUACAACAGUUGUAUUAUUUCAACCAAAUUAAAAUAUAUAACAGACAGAACACAGAAUGGUGGUGGAGAUUACGAGGGUUUGAGAUGAAGACAAGUUCUAGUGGUUAUUGUGACGCGUCAGGACUUCAAUCAGCUACAUCAUGUUAUAGAGAUACAACAUCAACAAUACAGUCUGUUUAUACUGUAACUGGAUGUAAUCAAGGUUCAUCUACAUCAUUUUCUGGUAGAAUUGUCUAUGUGAAAAACUUUAACAACGCCCUAACAUUGUGUGAAGUUGAAAUAUUUGCAGAUCUAGCACAAUGUAAUACUGGAUACUACAAUACAUCACGUUCUACAUGUCAACCAUGUAAUACAUGCCUUAAUAACAGAUGUGAUCCUACAACUGGUGUUUGUAAUGGAGAUUGUAAAACGGGUUUUUAUGGUAAAAAAUGUCAACAGAACUGUAGUAAUGGUUGUUUAAACAACCAAUGUUCUAAAUCUAAUGGUAGAUGUAAUGACUGUAAACCUGAUACAGUUGGCCAAUACUGUAACCUUACUUGUGGUACAGAAUGUCAAUCAAGCCCAGACGAGACAACGACCACUUGUGAUAGAACUGGUAGAUGUACUAACUGUCGUAUAGGAAGAUAUGGUGAAGGAUGUGAUAACAACUGUAGUACAGGAUGUGAUGGUGGAUGUAAAAGGGGUCCUGGUAUAUGUAUUGAUUGUAUUGUAGGAAGAUAUGGUAAUGAUUGUGAUAUGAACUGUAGUAUAGGAUGUCAUGGUGGAUGUGAUAGAUAUAGUGGUAAAUGUACAUCUUGUAUUAAAGGUAAAACUGGAGACAGAUGUGAUGUCAACUGCAAUAAUAACUGCACUGUUUGUAAUCUGGGUAAUCCCAACUCUUGUACUGAAUGUAGAGAUGGAAAAUGGGGAUCAUCAUGUAAUAAACUAUGUAAUACUAAUUGUAAACCAGUAAUAGGUACAACCGUAGUUAAAUGUGAUCAGAUGACAGGAAAUUGUGUAAAUGGGUGUGUACCUGGUAAAAUAGGAUCCAACUGUACAGCAGAUUGUGAAGCAGGUCGUUAUGGUGACAACUGUACCAGUAAAUGUGGUAACUGUGCUGAUGAAACACCAUGUGAUAUAAUCACUGGCAGUUGUAGACUUGUUGGUUGUGUUGAUGGGUUUCAAGGUCCAACUUGUAAGGAUGUACAAACCCCACAUGAACCAGACGAUUACACGACAAUAAUAGCUGCUGUAGUAUCAACUGUGGUUGCAGUUAUUAUCGCUUCUGUUGUUAUCUUUCUAGUCCUAAAAUGUAGAAGGCGACAAAAAUCGACGAAAUCUGACCAACUAGAAGUGAACGAUAUACCACUAAAUGAUAAAACUGAUGUAUCAAGACCUUCAGAAAAAACAGUUAACGGUCGGUUGAGAGUUUUAUAAUUAAAGUUCAUCUAGUAGAAACAGAGGACUUAAUCAUUUCAAGAUUCGGUCUAUAAUGUAAUAUUCUGUGGCUUAUCAUUACAGUUAAUGAUUUCACGAUUCGGCCUUUUUAGUGUC